Arabidopsis arenosa is the source of this 816-nucleotide messenger RNA. The record is from the annotation of a GenBank genome assembly. Lineage: Eukaryota; Viridiplantae; Streptophyta; Magnoliopsida; Brassicales; Brassicaceae.
ACUUCUCCACUACACUUCCUCAUCACCACCAAACACAUCAAUGUCCUUCUCUGAACUCUCCACCAUCUCCUCCAUCAUUCACUCUCAUGGCCCAACUUGUAACCUCUUAAUCUUUGGACUAACUCACGAAUCUCUUCUCUGGAGAUCUAUAAAUUUCCAAGGCCGUACUGUUUUCGUUGAUGAGAGUCCUUACUCUGUUUCUAAGUUCGAACAGAGUAACCCUGGAGUUGAAGCUUACGAGGUUGUUUACUCAACUAAAGUAUCUCAAGCUUGGAAGCUUCUUGGUUAUUACAAGACCCGACCCGAAUGUCGACCCGUUCAGAAUCUUUUGUUCUCUGAUUGUAAAUUAGGUAUUAACGAUUUGCCUAAUUUUGUUUAUGAGAUUGAUUGGGAUGUGAUUUUGAUUGAUGGGCCUCGUGGGUAUGCUUCUGAUUCUCCGGGAAGGAUGGCUCCGAUCUUUACUUCGGCGGUUUUAGCAAAAAGUAAAGUUUUUGGGACGAAGACGAAGAAGAAGACGAAGACUGAUGUAUUUGUACAUGAGUUUGGGAGAAAGAUUGAGAGAGUUUAUAGUGAAGAGUUUCUAUGUGAAGAGAAUUUGAUUGAAGUCGUCGGAGAUUUAGGGCAUUUUGUUGUGGCGGCGGCGGAGGAAAGAGAGAGUUUUGGUAAUGGGUUUUGUCGGAAUUCGACGAGAUUGUCGGAGAGUUUUACGGCGGUGAGUGGUGGCGAUGAAGAAAAAGUUGGUGUUGAUGAUGAGUGAAAGUGGGUUUGGUUUUUUACUUUUGGUGGCUCUUUUGUAAUUAAAUUUAGCUUUUGAGG